AUGAGACUCGAGGUCCGGCGUGAGCCACUGCAGUUCACCGGUCGGCGGGCUCGGCGGAGCGGGAGGCAAGGCUUCCGCAGCGGCGUCGAGGUGGGGCCGCAGGCGGCGGUGGGACCUGGAUCGAGUUGUAGAUCUCAGUGCGCGGGAUCACACGCCAACCGAGCGGAGUCCGAACUAUGCGAAUGCGGUUUCUCGAGUCGUAGUCUUCACAAUGGACCUCCUGCACAGUGCCGUCGAGCUGUCGGGCCCAAAGAAAUAGCGGGCGCAGGCGCGGGACAGGGCGCGCGGGCGCGGGUGCGGCGCUGCGCGCACGUCGGGAGAGCUGUUGGGUGGCGCGGACGCGGGGCGGGGGAGCGCUGCGGCCGCGCGCUGCAUCGAGGCGGGCGGCGCGAGGCUCGCCGCCGCCGCCAGGCGCCCGCGGAGACACUCCGGCCGCAAGACACUUUCAGGCGACGACCGCGCGGACGCGGCCCCGAGGCGGACUGGCGGCCGACCGCGCCCCGCCGCGCCGCGCCCCGCGCCUCUGCGCCCCGCCCACCAUCGAUCUGGCCCCGCACCCACCCCGCGCCCGCACGUAAACACCCCCGCGGCUCCUCGUUAAUCUUAAAUCCAUAUCUGUGCGUUCCGCCCACCGGCUGA
This is a messenger RNA of Pieris macdunnoughi, 639 nucleotides long. NCBI's taxonomy places the organism in Eukaryota, Metazoa, Arthropoda, Insecta, Lepidoptera, Pieridae. The record is from the annotation of a GenBank genome assembly.